CGCUAUGGGCCGGGUGGCAGCUUGGGCGGAGUCGCGCGGUGAGUCCUCCUCACCUGCCGCAGGCGGUGGCGGGGGCGACCUUGGGCGGGAUCCGGUAAGGGGCAUCAGGGAAGUCUCUGGAGCCGGGGCAACCGGGAAACUGGAGGCUGGCUGCGUGGCCAGAGGCGGUCGGCUGCCCUCUGCCCAGCGAGGGCUUCUCCAUCCAGACGUUGCCAGCUGGCCCGCGCCGCACGUGUUGCAGCCCCCACGUGGCGAGUUGCCACCGCUCCAGAAAUGACCAUAACCCUGCUGCCGGCUGAGGCCGUCUCCUGAUGGCCAGCUGGAUGCCAAGCGCUGUGCAUAGUUAUGUCCGAUCUUACGCAGGCCUGCAAGGAGAGCAUUCCAGGCUGCUGAGAGGGGAAGGAGGAGUUUCUGGACCAGCAGAGCUGAGGGAACCCAAACGUGGACUGCAGCACCUCCCCUGGGGUCCACCCUAUGGCUCUUCCAUGUGAUUCAAAUGAAACUUCCUAUUUGCUGCCUGAAAACAGCGAGGACUGGGAAGGGCACGGCAUUCCUGACUUUGUCUACCGGCAGGAGGAGCUUCUGCUGGAAGGGAUUCAGUGGCCGAGGAGGGCACCGGGCCUCCCAGACGCGCCACCACCGCUGUCCCGCUUCGACUGUGUGCUCUGCUCUGCCUGGAGGCAGCGGAUGGAGCUGGGGCUGUUCCGCUACCACCUGGGGGAGCUGCAGACCCAAACCCUCCCUGGUGCUGUGGGUUUUGUGGCUCAGCUGAAUGUGGAGCGAGGCGUGCAGAGGAGGCGCCCCCAGAAUAUCAGGAGCGUGAGGCAGGCGUUCGACCCUGAACAGUUUAACUUCAACAAGAUCCGGCCAGGAGAAGUCCUCUUCCGACUGCACCGGGAGCCCGGUCUCCCAGGUGCUCUCCAGCAAGAGGACAUCCUCGUGAUGAUCAAUGUCAGCCCUUUGGAGUGGGGCCACGUGCUGCUGGUGCCUGAGCCUGCCCGCGGGCUCCCCCAGCGCCUGCUGCCAGGGGCGCUGCAGGCUGGGGUUGAGGCUGUGCUGCUGAGCUCACACCCAGGCUUCCGUGUCGGCUUCAACAGCCUGGGUGGCUUGGCCUCGGUGAAUCACCUGCACCUGCAUGGCUACUACCUGGCCCACAGACUGCCCGUGGAGGGAGCCCCCAGCAAGCCCCUGGACCCUGGGGGUCGCCUGCAUCUGCUCCAGGCCCUUCCAGCCCCCGGCUUCCUCUUUUACGCCAGCGGGCCGGGGCCUGAACUGGAAGCCUUGAUAAGCAGGGUGUGUCGGGCCACUGACUACCUGACUGACCACGAGAUUGCACACAACUUGUUUGUGACCAGGGGGGCCCCACCGGGAAAAACAUCACCUUCCUCAGCCCUCACGGGGGUCCGAGUAAUUCUGUGGGCCCGGAAGUCCAGCUUUGGGAUAAAGGAAGGCGGGGCGUUCAAUGUUGCCCUCUGUGAGCUGGCUGGGCACCUCCCUGUCAAAACGUCCCAAGACUUCAGCAGCCUGACAGAGGCAGCUGCCCUGGCCCUCAUCCAAGACUGCCUGCUGCCCCCAGCCCAAGCAGAGGAGGUACAGGCAGCACUGGUCGCUUUGACAGCCCAGGAGGAGCAGGAAUCCUUCCAGAAGUAUUUAUUUUCUUACUGAUCUAAGUCCCUUUAGAGAGCUGUCCAUAAUGGUCAUUUGGGCAUUUUUCACGACUGCCUUCUCAUCUGUUUCAGCCUAAGGGGAGGGAUAAAGAUCUGAUAAGUGGUCUCUUUAAAGAGGAGAAACCUUGGAAUAAAUCGAAUGAA
Molecule: messenger RNA, 1811 nt
Organism: Equus quagga
Lineage: Eukaryota; Metazoa; Chordata; Mammalia; Perissodactyla; Equidae
Gene: GDPGP1
Product: GDP-D-glucose phosphorylase 1
Exons: 4
Coding region: 475-1665 (396 amino acids)
Biological process (GO): glucose metabolic process
Cellular component (GO): cytoplasm
Molecular function (GO): GDP-D-glucose phosphorylase activity
Source: RefSeq, a predicted model, not a curated record